Leptosia nina is the source of this 3717-nucleotide messenger RNA. NCBI's taxonomy places the organism in Eukaryota, Metazoa, Arthropoda, Insecta, Lepidoptera, Pieridae. The record is from the annotation of a GenBank genome assembly.
AUGUGUGUCUACUCGGUGACUACUCAGACCGGUGACCGGGUGAAGAUCCCUACAACGAGGUUCACGUGUCAAGGCCGACCUGCAGGGUACUAUGCCGAUGUCGAGACCGGCUGCCAGAUCUAUCACAUGUGCGAUGGGCUGGGUCGGCAGUUCAGCUACUCGUGUCCCAACACUACGCUCUUCCAACAACGGAUGCUUAUCUGUGACCACUGGUACAUGGUGAACUGCUCCAACUCGGAGAGCGACUACGACGCCAAUUUACUCAUCGGUCAAAGAGACAAACCAUUUGUGUCGGAGGAAGAAAUGCGCCAGCGCACACCUCGGCCCGACAUUUUAUCAGUUCCGCCGAAUAGUAACUUCUUCGACGGUUUACGAGAAUCUGAAUCAAAGUUCUCCAUUCAUCCCGGCAAUAGUAUCGUAGGUAUAGCUGAUUCAAUUUCAACUGGCAACGACGACCUCGACAGUGACAAACCUAACUACAGACCGCCGUCUUCCUGGUCAACAGGAAUCGGUGUUCGCUCUACCACACCAACUGCAAUUGAUAAUAAUAACGACAACUCCAACACUGACUUAAACGCAGACUUCUCAAAUAAUGGCUUCGGCACGAAACAGAACAUUCCUGAUAUCGUAUCCCAAUCGACAGUCCAAACUCCGGUACGAGACUCUAAUAAUGGAAUUAAGCCUCCAUCACAAGAUUUAAGCUUACCUUUCUUGCCCGGUUCGAACGAUGGAGCCAAUCAAUUAGAUAUCAGAAUGAAACCGGAAGACCCCGUUUAUAAUUUCAUCAAACGUUUUGAUCCCAACUCCCCGGAUACUGACUUUGGGACAUCUAUGACAAAAUCACAAAUUCUGGACCUGAAUAAACAACUACCACCAGGUCAAGCUAACUCUGAAGAAGAUAGAACGCCAAAGAAGAAUAAAAACGGCAGUAACAACUUCAACUUUGUUAGAAGCGACAAGAAGAAAGGAUCUACAGAUGAAUCGAGGUUUAACUCUAUCAAUUCGAAAGCGAAUUCCGAAGGCGAGCUAAGCCAAGACGUGCCAGUCCCUGACAAGCAUUUGCUGCCUCCGAAGUCUGAAUUCCCUGCGCCAAGUUUGACAACGACGAUGGGUCCACCGAUAUAUUAUGAAUGGAAGUGGGCGGUACCCGCUUUGGACUUAGAGCCGCCGAGAGUGAGCAAUUUUACAAAUAUCACGGCUGUAUCCAAACAAAAGUCUCAAGGGAAACGUCCCUUUAGCGCAAUCCGAACAACCACAGAGGCCGUUGAACCUACUCCGAGCAACAUAAACACAGAGUACAACAUUAGUUCGUACUUUAUCCCAGAUUAUGUCUUCCCACUGGAUGGUCCGCAUCCAGGAUACGGCGAUGAAGACGCUCAGACCUCGUUUCAAGUUAAGGUUUCGCGACCGGGACGUUCCAGCUAUGGAGAGAACCCAGAUUGCCCACAAUGUCACCCGGCGUACCUGGACCCCGGUUUGCUUGUAAACUAUGGUGACUCUGACGAAGAACUCGAAGAUAGCUCUACCACUAAGUUUCCUCAGAAAAAUGCAUCUUUAUCUUUCCCCACGAAUAAUACUGGAAAUCACGCAUCUGCCGCUAUUCAUCCGCCGCCGAUAUCACACUGCCCUUGGUCUGCGUGUUAUGAUGAGAACAGCGGUUUCACCUAUUAUUGGAAUCAACAAACAAAUGCAGUAACUUGGGAAGCUCCUCCAGAAUACUUAUUAGCUCUUAAGCUGGCACAGCAGCAUUUAUCAACAGCAGGAAACACAGAAGUCUCUGCAGAGGAAUGGCAACUCUACCAGCAAGCUCUAGCCGAGAAGCAAAACUCCAACAAAGUGGCUAAGGCAGCGGCAAAACUGAGUAAAAAUAAUGAUAAGACUACAGUCAAAAACAAAAAGAACAAUAAGAAAAGACCAUCGAGUGAAAGUGAUGAUGAAUAUAAAAUUGAAUUGAUCACAUCAUAUCACAACUCUGAUUCUGAGUCAAAUGAUGAACAGGCGAGUCCUGUGAAGCAACCACCUCCGAAGCCCGUUACUCCCAAAUCUGCACCUUCUAAACCUCAACCGAAGAAACAAAAGACAAAACCUUUGGAGUAUGGUCCCUCCUUGCCGGAAAAUCACAGUUAUUCAGCUCCAAUAGGACCGGAGCUACCGUCAGACUUAGUUCUUCAAAAACCAAAAUCGCCUGAUAUUAAAUCAAGUGUUGUGAAAGAUGAGCAAGGGAACACAACACCUACAUCUAUAGAUGAAGACAGUCAAGAUGAAAGUACAUUGCUAGAGAAGUUAAAGGAUAAAGCAAAACUGUUAGAAAAAUUAGGUGGUGAAUUGCCAAGAGAACUGCAAAAGAUUAUCAAGGACGAUCCAUCUGGAACUGAUUCACCAAAGAGUAUUAAAGAUCUAGACAUAGAUGAGUUGCUUCAAGAGAUUGAGAAGAAAGAAUUACCAAACACAAAAGCGAAAAUCGAUAUAUUGAAUAAGAGUUGUUCUAAUUCUCCUAAAAUAUUCUCAGAAGAUUCAAAAGAAUCAAACUGUCUAACCCUGUUCCCCAGUGCGGUCAAUAUUAAUGAGGAAACAAAUUUGCCAUUAAUAUCAGACAACCCACCAGCUGAAGAAAAGAAGGAAAAUAUCUACCUGUCAUCUACAGUAGACGGUUCGACCCGAAAAAAACUUAGAAUUUCCAACUCAGUAUUACCAAAAGUACAUAAACUAGAGCCCGCUCAGAAAGUGGAAGUACCAGCUUACACAACAAAAUAUAGCCAGUUUAUCGAAGGUUUUUCUAGCGAAAGGACUGGCUUAGGAUUUAGUAAGGAUGAAGUGGUUGAAAAUAGUCCAAAGGAAGCUAUUAAUUACGGGAAUGGUUUGUUGUUCACGAAGGGUGAAGUGUUAAACGAGAAGGACGAAGCCUUGGACGAUAUGGCUGAGUUGGUGGAGGCUAAGCUGAAGUACUUGAGCCAAGUGCAGCCCCGUACGCUUACGCCAUUACAGGAGAUGACGAUACAAUUGCAGACGCUGGUAUCAGCCUUCCGUUGCGGCGCGCUGACUGCCAGUUACUGGCGCCGCUGGGUGGAGGGCGCAGCGCGGGCCCUCGACGCGCACGAACACCUCGCCGCUCCGCCUGGCUGGUUCUGCACCUUCCAGAGGUCGGAGGGACGCUACUGCUACAAGCGCGAGGCGGACGGGUUCGUCCAGUGGGAGUACCCCGCCGUGGCGAGUACGGACAUGGACAUAUGUACUACGCCCCCGCCGGAAACGCCCAAGGAUGAAGCACUCUUGCCGACCGCAUCUGUUACGCCACCGCCACAGCCGACUCCACCGCCGUCUUGGCAGGACCCACCGCCACCGGGGACUGAUGCCCAGCCGCCUCAUGCUCCGGAGCCGAAAAAGGAAAUAGGCGACGAACUCUUAUCCUUUUACAGCGAUCUGGCUGAACUCGAGAAGCAUUCCAAUCCGUCUUCCUUAAACAAUUCACCGGAAAGAAACGAUAAGUCGGAGAGAGAUAGAGAUGCACCGGUUAAGCAAGACAGGCCGAGGGAAGACGAAAAUAGAUAUGAUAGGAGUGAGCGCGAGAAAAAAUCUAUUAAGACGCCGUGUGAAAAAGAGAAGGCCAAAAAGAAGAGCAAGGUGAAGAUCUCCAGCUCAAUUGGAAUGAAGCAAAAGACAGUGUCGUCUCUGGUCGCCAAAUGGCAACAGGUCGCCGAAGAAAUUAACUCGGAUUAA